AGUUCCAUUAAGACACGGAUCGAAUGAUUUGACGUUCCCGCUUAGAAAACUGGUUAGCAAAGUGUUGAAAACACAAACAGACACAGUGUUUGUUUCAUGACGCUGCUAGACCAUGGAUGCCAGUCAAGAAGACCUGAGCAAACUGAGCAUAAUCAACUCCUCUGAUGAGAUUGAAUUAGAUCAUUCUUAUCAGGAAGACUUUUACUCAUCUGCUGAUGAAGAUGAUGUUGAUGAAGAUGAUGCUUCAGAAAAAAUCCCAGAAUCAAUGCUCAAAUAUUUUGAAGCCUCCAAGAACAGAGCAAAUCAGUUUGAAAAGCUCAUCCUUGAGGAUGUUCAAGAUGAUGAUUCCGGAGCGGCUGAGGUGUAUUCCAUCAUUUCAAGUCGUUCUGAAGACCUUUUAAUGGAACUGGCCUCUGACUUAGGCCUACACGAGGACCCAGUGACGUUAAAAGAACGAGUCAUGUCCGAGAUGGAGGAUGAGGAGUUGAACACUAUCCCCAACGAGGCCUGUCCUCACACUGUAUCUGACGGUGACAUUACAGACAGCGUGCCACACAACAGUGAGGAUGAUAUUGAAUGUGAUGCAUAUUUGUGGUCUGAAAAGCAACUCAGUCUGGAACUGAAAACGUUGGAGCGUAAGUUGAAAGAGGAGGAUGAGAGGAGAAUUGUGGAGCGAAAGAAGGAGCAGAAUGAGAAGAGAGAAAAGGAGGAGUGGAGGAAACGCCGACAGAGAGACUUCGAGGAGGAGCUGAGGCGAAUAGAAGAGGGCAAUGUGCAUCAGCCUACAGGCAUCGAGGAGAUGAGAGAAAGAGAGGCAGAAGAGAAGCUUCAACAAGAGUUGCUCAAACAGCAGGAGCUGAUCAGCAGCCUCCAGAGACAGAUAGAGGAGGAGAGGAGGGCCUUUGAGAAGGCGCAGGAGGAGGAGAGGAGGAAGACCCACCAGUCUCGAUGCAGGGCGGCCAUCACUAUCCAGGCUGCCAUCAGAGGCGUUCUGGCACGCCGGUGGACCAGGGCUGAGCUCCACCGCAGAAGAGAGGAACAAAGGAGGUGUGAGGAGGAGAGGAGGAGGAGGAGGAAGGAGAGGGAGGAAAGGUGGAGGAGGGAACAGGAGGAGCAGCGGCUGAAGCAGGAGAAGGAAAAAAGGAGGAGAGAGUUGGAGGAGGAGGAGCUGAAGAGGAGGAGAGGAGAAGAGAAGGAAGGAGGAGCGGAGAAAGCAUGA
Messenger RNA from Coregonus clupeaformis (lake whitefish), 1219 nucleotides. RefSeq names its product vicilin-like seed storage protein At2g18540. The coding region runs from base 113 to 1219 and encodes 368 amino acids. Gene Ontology annotation, molecular function: protein binding. NCBI's taxonomy places the organism in Eukaryota, Metazoa, Chordata, Actinopteri, Salmoniformes, Salmonidae. The record is from RefSeq and is a predicted model, not a curated record. The transcript is spliced from 9 exons.